This is a messenger RNA of Aspergillus steynii IBT 23096, 522 nucleotides long. RefSeq lists its product as uncharacterized. The coding region runs from base 1 to 522 and encodes 173 amino acids. Lineage: Eukaryota; Fungi; Ascomycota; Eurotiomycetes; Eurotiales; Aspergillaceae. The transcript is spliced from 4 exons. The record is from RefSeq and is a predicted model, not a curated record.
AUGCGUUUCACUCUGCUUUCCUCCGCUGCCUUCUGUGGCCUCUUCCUGAGCGCUGCUGCCGUCCCAAUUGCCGCCAUUCCUCGCUCUGAAACCCCCGCGAUUGCCGACGACUUGGCCCACACCGCUGACGCUGGAGAGCACGGCACCGGUUUCCCUGGUGCUGGUAUCCCUGAGGCUAUUAACCCCGGUGUUGGCGCUCCCGGUGCCGGAACCCCUGGCGCUGGAACCCCUGGCGCUGGUACUCCUGACGCUGGUACUCCUGGCGCUGGUACUCCUGGCGCUGGUACUCCUGGUGCUGGAACUCCCGGUGCUACGCAGCCUGGCAACCCGACUGGUGUUGGAUCGGACGGACGUCCUUGCGGCGGACGGAACCCCGAUGGACUUGUGAACGGGGCUCUCGAUGGAGUCAACACUGUUCUCUGUGAAGGUGCGCCGGAGACCCCCUUGGACACCAUUUGCUGGCGGAGAGCGGAGAACCUGGCCAACGACAAGGAUGAUUUCCGAUGGUUCUCCAGCUGUUAA